UCGUCGAAGGGAAGCGCGUGGAUUUGUUUGCUUCCUUGGCGGUGGAGAUCUUCUCGGGACUCCUCGCGACUCCCGUCAGGCCGCUCGGUUUGUGGUGGGAAUUGAUAUCGUUGAGGGUCUGUACUGAACGAGGGAAGGCCUCAACAUGUCGGACAACGAGGAUAAUUUUGAUGGAGAUGAUUUUGAUGAUGUGGAAGAAGAUGAAGGACUUGAUGAUCUAGAAAAUGUUGAGGAGGAGGGUCAGGAAAAUGUGGAAAUCUUGCCAUCUGGAGAGCGACAACAAGCAAAUCAGAAGCGGAUCACUACUCCUUACAUGACCAAAUAUGAGAGGGCCAGAGUUCUUGGUACCCGUGCCCUACAGAUAGCGAUGUGUGCCCCAGUAAUGGUAGAGCUUGAAGGAGAAAGAGAUCCCUUGCUGAUUGCGAUGAAAGAACUGAAAGCUCGGAAGAUUCCUAUUAUUAUCCGCAGGUACCUGCCAGAUGGAAGUUAUGAAGACUGGGGUGUAGAUGAACUAAUUAUCACAGAUUAAAUCUCUUCCAUGCGCCAACUCCAACUUUUAUGGAAAUAUAUAUAUUGUGUAAAUAAAUACCAAAUCCCCCUAUAAGUGUCUUGGAUGUUUCCUUUUUACAUAAAAUAAUGCUAAAGAAAACCAGCAGUCUGCCAGUCUUGUUCUCUUUCUUUCUCUCUUUUUAGUGCUUUUAUAGCUCAGCCUUCCAUUGUCUUAAAGACCCAUUAGGUUUAAUUCUGUUGUUGUUUUUGCCGAGCCAAGCAAGGUAUUAGAAUAGAAUAGAAUAGAAUAGAAUAGAAUAGAAUAGAAUAGAAUAGAAUAGAAUAGAAUAGAAUAGAAUAGAAUUUUUAUUGGCCAAGUGUGAUUGGACACACAAGGAAAUUGUCUUGGUGCAUAUGCUCUCAGUGUACAUAAAAGAAAAGAUACGUUCAUCAAGGUACAACAUUUACAACACAAUUGAUGGUCAAUAUAUCAAUAUAAAUCAUAAGGAUUGCCAGCAACAAGUUAUAGUCAUACAGUCAUAAGUGGAAAGAGAUUGGUGAUGGGAAUAUUUGCUGCCUUUCAAAUGCUAUAAAUGCAAACUAGAAAGGUGGCGAAGGAGAAGCUUCCUCAGUGUUGUAUCUAAUCAUCAUGUUAUGCGCAAGUGAUUUUAAAGUGAUCCUGCAGCUGCCAAACUUCCAGAUGCCCUUUAAAGACAACUGAAAGACCCCUUUGCCUUCAACCUACGCUUUUUUCCAGGGGCCUGUAGUAGAGGAGGCAUUUCUGUUGCUUGCUACCAAACAGACAUGCCUUUGUGCCCAGGAACAAGUUGCCUUGGAAACCCCCAAUUUCCCCUCUGAUCAAGGCUGGCUCUCUAGGCUUCUCAGGAGUAUCACAGAGCAACUCUCAUCAAAUCUUCCAUUGUUCCUUUUCCUGGCCUGACUUCUUAUCAAUCAACAGGAUCCCCUUACAGUGGGCUGUUCUACAGCAAAAAAGCAUAGUUGCCUUGAUGAGCUAUCUAGCGAGAGUCAGCUUGACAUCUGUAAUCUAUGCUUUAUGGUACCUAUGCCUCAGUACAUUUCUUUCCCACCCUAUCUGGCAUAGCCUGACUAAGUGCAUGCUCAUAUUGUGAAGAACGACACGAUCCCUAAAAUGUGAGGAAAAUAACUUUUAAACUUGCAUAAAUAAACUUAUUGCAAAAUAAACCUCCAAAUCCACUGUGUGGCAAAAGAGUAUUUUAAAAGUACUUUUGCAAUGAGAAAAAUUUAUGCUUCUAAAGAAAUCUUUACUUUCUGUAACAAACUUUUGAGGGGAGCUUUUUAGAACAAAUCUAUUGUCAGCAUUGUUUCUUUAAAAAAAUCAGGAUAUUUUAACAUAAUCUACAAAGGCUUUGUAAAUAUGAUUUCUGUAAGGUUCCAACCCCCAGUCCAAGUAUAAGUCCAUGGUCCAUUGGGAACUGAGUGAUGGGUGAGCAGGCAGAGCUCCGUUUUGUGUUAAGCAGUGGGCACACACGCAAAACCAUUCCCUUCCGCACCCUGCUGAUGCUGCCAGUCAGCAGAGCCGGAAGAGUUGGGGACCACUGCUAUAAGUUAAAUGCGUGUAAUGUAUGUUGACCAAAAAGGUUUGCUUAAGAUGCAGAUUGCCUUGCUUUUGGCUCUUGAUGCAAACUUAAUGCAUACUUUCUUAGAUGUAAUUUCUUUGAAUGCCACUUCUUUUUAAAAAUAAAACACUUGUUUUUUGUAUGUAACAUUCAAUCCUGUACCUUUGUUUCAGAUGUGGAGUUUGGGGGGAGAAACUAAAGCUAACCAGACUCUGAAGAAAGAUUCCUGCUGGAAUAGCCAGAUGUGUUCCUACUGUGGCAAAAUUCUUUUAUAAUUCUACUUUAUGCCCAGGAGUUACUACUAGAAGGGCACAUCAGACUUGUCCCAGAUCUGAGAUGUUUUUCCAGGGAGCUUGUGAAAUUAGGGCAAAGGCUGUAGACAGUCUUAGGGCUUCAAGUUACUUAUUCUUCCCUCCCCCCAUUUUGUUUAUACACAAACACAUAUAUGCAAAUUAAAUUUAUAUUUUGAAAUAGUUUUUUAAGGGAGUAGUUUCAGAAAUAAUGUGACACGGAAGUUAACAGAGUGCAACAACUGUCAACAGACAAAGGCACUGAAACCACAAGGAAUGUGUUGCGUGCUCACGGCAACUAUGCCAAUCAUAGGUUAAUUUGCAGAGUUAUAACUUACAAAUCUCCUUGGCCUCUCCACUCCCUCUGGCGUUUAAUCACGUUUGUGUGAUGAAAUUUCAGUAAUGAAAUGUGUCUUUGUGUGAUCGUUUUGGCAUCCACAAUGGAGCGCAGGAGUUGUUUUCCUGGUCCUCUUUUUCAAAAAAAAAAAAAAGCUGCUUUGUUUUAAUACUCUCCCUUCCCAUCCCCCUUCCUCAAGCCUUGCAUCUACAUCAGAUACAAUUAAAAGGAUAGCAAAAGGCUUUAGGCCAGCUCCCACCAGACUGGCCGGGGAAUGUGCAGUCCCUUUGUGUCCAGCAUGGAAGCUGGUAAAUGCUGGAUCCUACUUUUGUUCUUAAGACAGAAACGGGGCAAUUGGCAUCAACGCCUGCAUUUUAUUGGCUAAGAAAGCCCAUCACCUCUUCUUAAUCAGCUUUCCUUCUGAGGAUGUGCAUAGGAAGCACUUGAAGUAAGCUGGAAAGAUUUACUUUUGUCCCUUGUAUGUGGUUUCUUUAGCUGUGGCAAACUCCCUAUUGGCAAUAGGUCAUAUAUUUCCAGUUUUAACCGUGCUUCCCUAGAGCUAUGACAAAAGUUCUUUUGGCUAUCCCUCCCAACUUUGCCAGUGAGUUUUCUCAUUAGCUUUUUCUUUAUUUUCAAUGAGCUUCCUCCAAAUAGGGCAUCCUCCGGAUGUGUGAACUCCCAAUUCAGAAUUUUCAACUAAGGCUAUGCCAGCUGAGCAAUUUUGGAUGCUGACACACCUACUUUGGGGAGGACACAAGGGUGAAAAAGACAUCUUUGCCUUUACUUGAAUAUCCAAAAGGCAGCUGUUUUAUUUUGCAUCAAAACCCAGAACUCUGGUAGGGUGGUUGUUGUUUUUUCUAAAGGAAAUUUGUAAAACGAGAGAAGGCUUUUUGAGUGGUGGUACCCCCUCUUUGGACUACUGCCUCCAUAAUUUUCAACUUGUGCAAAUGCUGGGAUCAUUUCUCCUUCAUGUAUAAACUUCAUGUAUAAAGUUUAUGUAUAAACUUCAUGUAUAAACUUCAUGUAUAAAGUUUAGCUCACAGAAUCAUCUAUUGUAAUGUCCUUCCUGUCAAAGACUACUUCAGCUUUAAUUGCAAUAAUACAAGGGCAACAAAUAGAUUUAAACUUAAUGUAAACCGCUUUAAUCUAGAUUGCAGAAAAUACGACUUCUGCAACAGAAUCAUCAGUGCUUGGAAUACUUUACCUGACUCUGUGGUCUCUUCCCAUAAUCCUAACAGCUUUAACCAAAAACUUUCUACUAUUGACCUCACCCCAUUCCUAAGAGGACCAUAAGGGGCGUGCAUAAGCGCACAAACGUGCCUACCGUUCCUGUCCUAUUGUUUUUCUUUUCUUCUUCCUAUAUAUGUUUAUAUGUGUAUAUACUAUAUAAUCUUUUUGUAUGAUGUUGUGACAAAAUAAAUAAAUAAAUAAAUAAAUAAAAUAAACUUACUGUUUA
Ahaetulla prasina is the source of this 4170-nucleotide messenger RNA. RefSeq names its product RNA polymerase II, I and III subunit F (gene POLR2F). Gene Ontology annotation, biological process: DNA-templated transcription. Bases 146 to 529 code for a protein of 127 amino acids. The record is from RefSeq and is a predicted model, not a curated record. Gene Ontology annotation, molecular function: DNA-directed RNA polymerase activity; DNA binding. Lineage: Eukaryota; Metazoa; Chordata; Lepidosauria; Squamata; Colubridae. Gene Ontology annotation, cellular component: RNA polymerase I complex; nucleus; RNA polymerase III complex. The transcript is spliced from 5 exons.